AUGGAGAAUGCAAGGAAAAAUGAUACAAGUGAGUCUUCUGAGACCCAAAUGAACAUAAUGGAACAGAGGCUUGCAACAUUGACCGAAGCAAUGACACAACAGCAGAGACAACAACCUUUUCCCCCUCUGCCUCUGCCGGUACAAGUUGAACCUGAUAAUAACGACAUCAUCAACCUAACUCAGACGUUCUUGAAGAUGAAACCAUCAGCUUUCAUGGGUGGUAUUAAACUGUUGAAAGUAGAGACAUGGUUACUUGAAAUAGAGAAGUUGUUUGAAGUUUUUCCCUGUACCGAGACUCAAAAGGUUUUAUUGGCCACCUAUACUCUCAAAGAUGAAGCUCGGAGAUGGUGGUUACUAAUCCGGAAUACCAAUGGAAACAUGACAUGGGCUCGAUUCAAUGAAAUCUUUUAUGAUAAGUACUUCCCUCAGUGUUUUCGAGAUCGGAAAGUGUCUGAAUUCCAAAAACUCAAGCAAUGCAGGAUGUCCGUAGCUGAGUACGAGGCUAAGUUCAUUGAGUUAGCCAGAUUUGCUCCUUAUAUGGUGGAUACCAACUAA
Molecule: messenger RNA, 555 nt
Organism: Camellia sinensis
Lineage: Eukaryota; Viridiplantae; Streptophyta; Magnoliopsida; Ericales; Theaceae
Source: RefSeq, a predicted model, not a curated record